This is a messenger RNA of Symsagittifera roscoffensis, 6502 nucleotides long. Its product is annotated as chromodomain-helicase-DNA-binding protein 4-like. The record is from RefSeq and is a predicted model, not a curated record. Lineage: Eukaryota; Metazoa; Xenacoelomorpha; Acoela; Convolutidae. Gene Ontology annotation, biological process: chromatin remodeling; negative regulation of transcription by RNA polymerase II; regulation of apoptotic process. The coding region runs from base 18 to 6038 and encodes 2006 amino acids. Gene Ontology annotation, cellular component: nucleus; chromatin. Gene Ontology annotation, molecular function: ATP-dependent chromatin remodeler activity; histone binding; ATP binding. The transcript has 25 exons.
AAACUUAUUAAAUAGAAAUGGAUGAUUCGUUGGAGCUGGACGAUGAAUUGAAUCGAAGCAACUCUAAUAUUGGAACAGAUGAUGUGGAGGAGACUGAAGAAGACAAUAAUGACCCUCCGUAUCAUGAAGAAGGCGCGGAACUAAGUGGUGCAGAGGUAGGAGAUGAAGAUGUUUCUGAAUCCGCCGCCUCCACACCAUCCAAAAGCUCGAGCGGCAAAGCAAGUGGCAAGAAGAGGAAAUCUAUUCCGUCUAGUAAAAGAGUUACCAAGCCAAAAAAACGGAGGAAGAAGGCUGGCGAUAAAUACGAUGAGAGCAUGGACGACGCAUUGCUGGAGGCGCAUUUGGACGAGAGUCUAUAUGAAGAAGCGCUCAUGGCCGCAGAGGUGCCGGCAUCUCUGGCUGCGAAAAAGAAAAAAAAAUCUGUGAAUGACUUGACCUCUGAAUGGGGACUGACACACAACAUCGAAAUGGAGUACACGGAGUCAGAUUACGAAGACUGUGUAGAUCACAAAUCUUACUCAAAUAAAAUCAAACCUAUUUUGACCGAAGACUACCCAGAUCUGACCCCAAGUCAAGUGACUGCACUGCUCAAGGCCUUCUGGCACGAUUUCAAGGAAAAGAAUCCUAAGCUACAAGCCAAAAAAGACAAGCCUACGACGAGCACCAAUAGGUCUGCGUCGCCUGUGGCAACAGAGAAGAAAGUGAAGCCCCUCAAGAUCAGGCUUAGUGGGCCACAGUUUGGAGUGCACCCAGUUCCAAGCGAAGACGAAUCAAACGAUGCUCCUUAUGUUGUGGGUACAAGCGGCGAUCUUGAUGCGGUCUCCCUUGACGGGUCAAAAGUUGAUUCGAAGUCGCCGAACGAUGACGCGGCAGCUGAACCACUUAAAAAGGCUAAGACGAAAACUGGACUGGGUCAAGGCAAGGUGAGACGCAAGCGAAAGCCUCAAGUUGUGACGGGAACUAACUUGGGAACCACAUCAGCCGAGGGAAUCAUUAGGACUGGAAAAUGGAAGAAAGGAAGCGGAGAGGAGGCCGAAUAUGAUACGAAUCAUCAGGACUUCUGCGAGGAAUGUCACGCUGGAGGUGACAUUCUUCUAUGUGACAACUGUCCAAAAGCGUACCAUCUGGUAUGCCUGGACCCACCUCUGGAAAAACCGCCGGAAGGGGCAUGGCUGUGUCCCAAUUGCCCGAAAGAUAUAGAUAGAGGAGCAAGUGGGUCCACAGAACCCCCUGCAGUUGAAGAAGCCUAUAUAAGUGAAGAGGACGAGCACCAGGAGUACUGUAAAGCAUGCAGACAAGGAGGCCAGCUGCUUUGCUGUGCCAUGUGUCCCUCCACAUACCAUUUGGGAUGUCUGAACCCUCCCUUAUUGGAAAUACCAGAUGGUGUAUGGGUCUGUCCGCGUUGCUCCGUGGGUGAGUUGAAGAAGAAGGCGACAAAGAUUCUGUUCUGGCGGUGGGUGAGGCCCUCGGAGGCGGAGUUAGUGGCGGUGGAGGGGAGGAAGACUGGGAACAUGAAGCCCUGGAGGGAGUUCCUCUGCAAGUGGGAAUACCUGUCCUAUUGGAAGUGCCAGUGGGUCACCGAGACACAGCUGGAGAUCAGCCAGCCGGGAAUGCUGAGGAGCUACAUGAAGAAGAUGGGAGACAUGGAAGAGCCCCCUCCGAUCGAGGACGGCAGCUCCUUCGGCAAGAAGCGAGGGGGCAAGGACAGUGCUCACAAGGUCAAUGCGGAGCUGGAGGAAAAGUACUACCGUUAUGGGAUCAAACCGGAGUGGCUGCAGAUACACAGAGUCAUCAAUCACUGGGACCCCGAUCGUAACAAGAGGUACUACCUAGUGAAAUGGCGAGAUCUCUCGCACACAGAAUGCUCGUGGGAGGCUGAGAACGAGUGCCAAGCCACUGACUUUGACAAGUUCAUCCUGCAGUACUGGCACAACAGAGACGUCAUGAUGGACAUCCAUUAUCUGAAGCUGGAGAAGAAGGGACUUCUCAUAGGAGACAAGCUGAAGAAGAAGAAAAAGCUGAGAGCAGAGUCGAAAGUAGAGGACAGGCUGGCCAAGAAAGUCGAUCUGAGGGUGAAGUACGAGAAACAGCCGGACUAUCUGGACACGACUGGCGGCAACCUGCACGAGUACCAGUUGGAAGGACUGAACUGGCUGCGCUUCUCCUACUCACAGGGAACUGACACUAUCCUGGCUGACGAGAUGGGACUGGGAAAGACUAUCCAGACCAUCUCUUUUCUCUACUCCCUGUACAAAGAGGGUCAUAGCAAUGGACCAUUUCUGGUGGCGGCCCCCCUUUCCACAAUCAUCAAUUGGGAGCGAGAGUUUGAGUUCUGGGCGCCGGAGUUUUAUGUCAUCACCUAUGUGGGAGGCAAGGAUGCCAGGGCAAUUAUCAGAGACAAUGAACUGACCCUUGAUGAGGACAAAGUUAACAAGCAACAGCUUCGAAUCAAGGAGGGCUCAACUCUGCAAUUUCAUGUGCUUCUGACGUCAUAUGAGUUGAUUAGUGUCGACUGCACUACCCUACAAUCAAUCGACUGGUCUGUUCUGGUAGUGGAUGAAGCUCACAGACUCAAAAACAGCCAAUCAAAGUUUUUCCGAGUCUUGGAUUCAUACAAAAUCGACUAUCGACUGCUGCUAACUGGAACUCCGUUGCAGAACAAUCUAGAAGAAUUGUACCAUCUGCUCAAUUUCUUAUCUAGAGACAAGUUCGGAUCCAUCCAGGAGUUCCUGGAACUAUUUUCGGACAUCAGUAAAGAGGAGCAAGUGAAGAAGCUUCACGAUCUGUUAGCCAGUCACAUGCUACGAAGACUCAAACAAGACGUACUGAAAGAUCUCCCGAGCAAGAGUGAGUUCAUUGUGCGCGUAGAUCUAGCUCCUAUGCAAAAGAAGUAUUACAGACACAUUUUGACCAGGAAUUUUGAGGCGCUGAACUCGAAAGGAGGCGGAGCUAAUGUAUCGUUGUUGAACAUAAUGAUGGAACUGAAAAAGUGUGCUAACCACCCCUAUUUGUUCAACACGGCUUACGAAGAGGCGCCCAAAAAACCAAACGGAGUGCCAGAAGGCAAUGCGCUGAUCAAAAGUUGUGGGAAGCUAGUUCUUCUGGAGAAGAUGUUGAAGCACCUCAAAGAAACAGGACACCGAGUGCUCAUUUUCUCCCAGAUGACAAAAGUCCUAGACAUUUUGGAAGACUUUUUGGAGUACUUGAAGUACAAGUACGAGCGAGUGGACGGGGCCAUCACAGGCCAGGUGCGACAGGAGGCAAUUGACAGAUUCAACUCCCCCAAUGCGGAACAAUUCGUGUUUCUGCUCUCUACUAGGGCUGGCGGACUGGGAAUCAAUCUGGCAACUGCUGACACUGUUGUCAUUUAUGACAGUGACUGGAAUCCACACAACGACAUCCAGGCGUUGAGUCGAGCUCAUAGAAUUGGACAGGCGAACAAGGUGAUGAUCUACCGCUUUGUCACUCGUAACACAGUCGAGGAAAGAAUCACACAGGUGGCCAAGAAGAAGAUGAUGCUCACCCAUUUAGUGGUCAGACCUGGCAUGCAUAACAAGGGCGCAGCGGGAGGAGGGGCCAACAUGAGCAAACAGGAAUUGGACGACAUUCUCAAGUUCGGAACGGAGGAUUUGUUCAAGGACGACGACGCUAGCACAAGUGAAGCAGGCCAAGAUGGUAAUAAGGAGGACGCGAUUGUGUAUGAUGACGAGACAGUGCGUAAUCUGCUGGACAGGAGUCAGGAGGGCAUAGAGGAGAAGAACAAACUGUUGGACGACUACUUGUCCUCUUUCAAGGUCGCGUCCUACAUCGUCAAGGAGGUCCAACAAGAGGAGGAGGAAGAGGACGAGGUGGACACAGAGGUAAUCAAGCAAGAAGAGGCCACUCCGACCACGGAUCCAGAGUACUGGGAGAAGCUGCUGAGACACCACUACGAACAGGAGCAGGAGAACCAGACCAGAGCACUGGGCAAGGGCAAAAGGGUGCGCAAACAGGUCAAUUACUACACCGACCAGAUACCCAUCUCCACCAGACCAGAGGAGGAUGUGGAGUGGGGUCAAGAUGCUGAUGAUUAUGACUCAGACUUCUCGGGAGAGGGCCACGAAGGAGGAGAGGAGGGCGACAACGAGUUCAACACGGGCGACGGAGUCACGGGAGAGAGACGCCGAAAGAGGAACCGAGAUGUACUCCCUCCUCUACUCGCCAAGGUCAACGGAGCCAUCGAGGUGUUUGGCUUCAACACUCGGCAGCGCAAGUCGUUCUACAAUGCAGUGUUGCGAUGGGGCAUGCCUCCUGCUGAGAUGGGUCUCCACUCCACUUGGAUGGUGAGGGACCUCAGGGGCAAGUCGGAGAAGGAGUUCAAGGCCUACUCUUCUAUGUUUUUGCGUCACUUGUGUGAGCCGGCGGCCGACAACGCCGAGACGUACGCUGAUGGGGUGCCUCGCGAAGGUGUGCAGAGACAGCCAGUGUUGACACGAAUCGGAGUCAUGAGUCUCAUUCGGAAGAAAGUGUUCGAGUUUGAGCACGUGAACGGAAGAAUCAGCAUGCCAGAUCUGAUGCCAAAUCUGGAGGAGUUGACUUACCAAAACCCGCCGUCCGCAGCCAGCAGUGGCCCUCAGACCCCAGGGAAGCAAAGCAAAAGUAACUCGAACAAGUCCUCUAGAGCGUCGACGCCUCUACCGACUGAAAAAAUAAACCCGGCGUCUGCAUCGGUUUCAGCCGCAGCUUCAAGUGCUAAUGUAGACUCGCCCGCUCCUGCUGUUAAAUCAGAAGAGUGUGGAAAAAGUGAUAAGGAAACUGCUAGUAACGAAUCAAGUGAUAAAAUCGAAGUGGAACAAGUCGAAAUUUCGGUCAAAAACGAAGAAGUUUCAAAAUCUGGACAGAAAAAGGAAGAUGCUGAGAAUACCGAAGCAAAAGAAGGAAAGGAAGAAAAUAAUGAGCAGAAACAGAAAGAAAAAGAGAGUGAGUUGAAACAAGACGAAGUGCAAUCGAAGGAGAAGGAGAAAGAGGAAGUUAGUGAGACUAGUUCUUCAGCGGUUGACUCUUCCGGUGGGGAACCAGUGAAACCGACCGAGACAGCAGCUAAAAAUGUGGAAGAGAAGAUGGAAGAGUCCAAAAAGCCAGAAGAAGCCAAGCCAGCAGGCAAGCGUCGCUUCAUGUUCAACAUAGCAGACGGCGGCUUCACAGAACUGCACACUUUGUGGAUCAAUGAAGAGCGCGCAAUCAAAGCAAAUCCACAGAAGGAGGCAGAGAUCUGGCAUCGAAGGCACGACUAUUGGCUAUUGUGUGGUAUUGAGCAGUAUGGAUAUGGGAGGUACCAGGACAUCCAGCAGGACAUACAGUACUACAUUAUCAAUGAGCCAUUCAAGGCAGAUGCAGGAAAAGCCAACUUUAUGGACAUCAAGAAUAGAUUCAUUUCGAAGAGAUUCAAGCUUCUGGAGCAAGCUCUUGUAAUUGAAGAGCAGCUGAGACGUGCGGCGUAUUUGCAACUGACACGCGAAGAGAACCAGGCUCAUAAUUCUAUUCAGGCACUGAAUGCACGCUUCUCAGAACUAGAAUCCCUUGCGGACAGUCACCAGCAUUUAAGCAAAGAGUCUCUGUCUGGAAACAAGUCAGCCAAUGCUGUGCUUCACAAAGUGCUGCUUCAGUUGGACGAGCUCCUAAGCGACAUGCGACAAGAUGCAAUGAAGCUGCCACAGACUCUGAGUAAAAUAACUCCAGUAACUCAAAGGUUGCAGUUAUCCGAGAGAUCAAUUCUGUCUCGCCUGUUGCAGUAUAAGCCAUCCACUUCAGCACAAGCCAGCGAUGCUGGGAACUCAAGUGUCGAGGUUCUCUCUGCAGAUAUCCAAGAAAUCAAACCGCAGAAAAUCGAACCUCCAAAGAGUGAAGACUAUUUGAACAGCGAGGGCUAUGAAGGGCCCUUCUUUGCACCAAUCGGAGCAGUCCCUUACAAACCCACACCAGGUGCUUCGGGCAGCACCUCUAAUAUUCCAAGUGUAACCUCUGGGGUUCCAUCUGUCACCAAACCGAAUCAGUCUUAGACGCAGUCUUGCCAGUUGAACAAUUUCCAUCUCGAUUUCAAAGCACUCCAGAUAAUUGCUGCAUUUGGAGCGGUUAACUCAAGGUCGGGAAGCUCCUUUUAGAGACUUUAUUGCAAAUGCAAUCAGCAGUUUAAACUAUGUUGUUCAGAAACAUGUUUUCUUUGUACGUUUUGAUGUAAUUCAUGCAGUUGAUAGUGACGAUGAUGAUUGUGAAUUGAGGAACCGUGAUGAUAAGCCGAACCGAUGCGGCAAUUAGUUUUUAUGCAGCUAUUAUUUGUUCUGUAAUUUUUAGCCAAUUAUGUAAAAGUUCCACUUUUACUAUCCCCCAUUUGUUCUUUGCUUAGCUCGAUUUAACAUCUAAGUGGAACCUCUCUGUAUUGUAGUGAUUUGUUUUGUCUGUCGUUUAAGUUAGCUAUGAAUGUGAUUUUAUAUUAUAUCAAAUUUAAAUAGAUGUUUUCCCAAUA